AUGCAAGAACCUUCGAGCGGAGGUAUGGUCAAGGAGCUCCACACGGAUCUUGUACGGAAAUUCAGAAAACAUGGGCCUACAAUUGAGAAAUAUUGGCAUUCUUUCGACAAACAGCAGCGAACGAAAUGCAUCAGGGCAGGUGAUAUAGACGGCCAGGUGCUGAAGCACUCUAUGGACAGGUCUCUUGGAAACGUCUACAAGUUCAUUCCUGAGUGGAACCUCCGAGAUUUGACGGAGCCUGAUUCUGAUCAUCUCAUGGAAUUGUUUCGUUACCGCACUGAAAAUGACCUGAUGGAACAGUAUUUGGGGACAUCUACUACCCUCGGAGAUCUUCAGUUCAUCGAGAAGAUGAUACGAACCAAAAACCUGCACAUGACCGAACCCUUCAAGAACUGCUGGUCAUUCUUCCUGUCUGUUGACGAGUAUGGCAAUUCAUACAAGGCCAAUGAUCCAUCGGCGAUGUCAGGCUUUGAGAAAGCAAUGCAGAUGAAAUACAUCAUUCCCCAGGAAACCGGAGAGUUGGUUUUAAUAAGGCAGACGCACACUCUCCAAAACCUCAACAUCAUCAUCGAAGAUAUCUUGGAAGAAGGGUCAAAGACACGAAAACCGCAGCAGGCUAAGAAGAAACCCGCUGACGGAACUACAGCUGCAUUCUCUAAGCUGAAAAUCCAAGAUGCUCCGACCCAGUUGACUCUCUCUGAUCUCGUCGCCAGCGCCCGCGACCAAAAGACCUUGCUGGAGGGCUACCUCGCUUUGGUGUCUUCAGAGCCUGUCGUUCUUGCCCAUGAUGUCAACCACUGGUUUUUUAGUCGUCCAGAGCUCGUCGCCGAUGAGCUAGGCCGACGCCUUCCCCAGUACACCGAUAGAUACAUCAGCGGCGCCGUUCUCGAUGCAGUUCACAACGCGGUGAGUGGUGCUGCAAUUUGGGCGUACAUCGAACAACUCUUGCUCCGUCUUGAGAGCCCGGGGUCGGAUAAGAGUUACCGAAGUCUUAUUCUUCAAGAGAUCACCAACAUUUGCAAUUUCGAGUUCACUCGGGCCCAAUCUCUCCUUAAGCGGCAUGUUGCGAAGAACUCGAAUUUGUUCAAAAGAAUUUCCAACACCUUCGACAAGGCCGGAAACGCCCGUCUCACUAUGAAAGCCAAACCUGACAGCUUUACAAGGAGCGAUCCUCAACUUCACUACAUCCUCCGUCUGUGUCACGCAGGCACCAACGCCGCCCAGGCGGUUGAAUGGGCGCAGAAACUGGGCGCGCUUCAUCAUACGCACCCAACCGAGAGAGAGAAACUCUCUGAAGGCGAGUUUGAGUCUCUCUGCAACCUGGCUGCUAUUGUUGGCUUCAUCCAGGACAUGAAUACGGCUAUCACUGUGCCUUCCGUUUCUCGAAAAAAGAGACAGCUUUUCAUUUCCCAGCACCAGGAGUUGGAAGGCGAGUUAAAUCAGCUCAAAAAGGAUCUCGACCUUGGCGAUUUCGCAAUUCCUAUUGGCAACCUCUUGGAGCCAGGCAUGGCUGAAGGCGCCCUCAAGGCUCUCGAUACAUUCAUUAUCGAGAAAACUGGCACUAAGAUUGGCUUCUUGUAUCAAGAUCUGAUCAAUGACUGUCUUUCUUCUCUUCAAAGCCAAAACGACGAGGCUAAAGCUGAGGCGGGGAAUAAAGACAAAGAAUGGACGCCCCUUCCAGCCACUGCGCCAGAACCACGGCAGAAGCUGGUUGAGCAGCGCAAAAUGAAGGAGAAAACUCGACCAUCUAACUCAUCCACCUACGAAAUUAGUCCUGCAGUCAAGGCACCUAUUUCUAAAGAAGCUCCAUCCCCGGCGCAGAAGUUUAAGGUCAGCUCUGCAACUGCCGACGUCUUUACGGCAAUUUUCAGAAAAUCUGAGUCUCGGCGCUCGGUUAGUUGGGCGGCGUUUGAGGGUGCCAUGGCAGAUUUGGGGUUUUCAGUUAUUCCCAAGUACGGCUCAGUCUUCACCUUCCUUCCGCCCGAGACCAUGGCUAUCAGGAAGCCUUUUACAGUGCACCGCCCACAUAAGUCUCAGAUUGAAGGAUACCUAUCACUCAUCAUUGCGCAACGGUUGAACAGGUCUUAUGGGUGGAAUGAGGAGACUUUUGAAGUGGCUUGA
Messenger RNA from Colletotrichum truncatum, 2121 nucleotides. RefSeq names its product ipa protein. NCBI's taxonomy places the organism in Eukaryota, Fungi, Ascomycota, Sordariomycetes, Glomerellales, Glomerellaceae. The record is from RefSeq and is a predicted model, not a curated record.